This is a messenger RNA of Gilbertella persicaria, 390 nucleotides long. Its product is annotated as nucleoside diphosphate kinase. The record is from RefSeq and is a predicted model, not a curated record. Gene Ontology annotation, biological process: GTP biosynthetic process; CTP biosynthetic process; negative regulation of oxidative stress-induced intrinsic apoptotic signaling pathway. The annotation marks the transcript as partial. NCBI's taxonomy places the organism in Eukaryota, Fungi, Mucoromycota, Mucoromycetes, Mucorales, Choanephoraceae. The transcript has a single exon. Gene Ontology annotation, molecular function: nucleoside diphosphate kinase activity.
CAGACCAUGGCUAUCAUCAAGCCUGAUGGUAUGGCUCAUCAAGACCACAUUAUUGCUAUUUUAAGGCAUCAUGGCUUUGAAAUAAAGCAUGACAAAAUUGUUCAGUUAUCAAGAGACCAUAUUGAUCAGUGGUAUUUUGAUAAACAUGAUGCUUCUUAUUAUCCCUCAUUGGUGAGUUACUUGACAGAACGAGGACCUGUUCGUGUGAUGCAAUUGACAAGAAUAGAAGCCAUUCCUUACCUGAGACAACUGAUUGGUCCUACAAAUCCAGAGAUAGCACGCGAAUUGUUUCCUAAAUCCAUUCGAGCUCUUUAUGGAACAAAUGUACAAGAAAAUGCUAUUCAUGCAAGUGAUUCUAUUGAAGCAGUACAAAGAGAGUUCAAUAUAUUU